AUGUUUGGUGUAAAUAGCAAUAUUAAUCAACUCACUAAUUUAGUUGCUGAGAUUCAACCUCAUAUUGUUGCAUUAACAGAAACAUGGCUUAAGCCUAUUAUUAACAACUCUUUAUUUAAUCUAGAUAACUAUACAAUUUUCAGACGAGAUCGUAACGUUACUCACUCAGACACCGGUCGACUACUAAAAGGCAGAGGUGUCGCUUGUCUAAUCCAUAGAACAUUAAAAGCUACAUUACUACACAUAUCUACCUCGGAUCACCUUAAUGAACCUGAAUUUUUGAUUAUUGAUAUAACUUCAACAUCUGGUUCUCAUAUUAUACUAUCAGUCAUAUAUAGAAGACCGGGAGGAAAUCUUUUAAAUUUCUUUGAUAUCCAUUCAAAAUUAACUACAAAAUACAAAAAUUUCAUUAUUACAGGCGACCUAAACUGUGACCUAUUAGAUUCAACUUAUACCUCCAAUCACCUAAAAACAUUUAUCUCAGAACUAUCAAUUCAUUGCGUACCUUACAACUCAACUCAUCAUAUUAGGAAUAAAGAUUCUUGA
This is a messenger RNA of Cotesia congregata, 546 nucleotides long. Lineage: Eukaryota; Metazoa; Arthropoda; Insecta; Hymenoptera; Braconidae. The record is from the annotation of a GenBank genome assembly.